Messenger RNA from Erythranthe guttata (spotted monkey flower), 1639 nucleotides. RefSeq names its product calmodulin-binding protein 60 A. Gene Ontology annotation, molecular function: calmodulin binding; sequence-specific DNA binding; DNA-binding transcription factor activity. Gene Ontology annotation, biological process: regulation of salicylic acid biosynthetic process. Lineage: Eukaryota; Viridiplantae; Streptophyta; Magnoliopsida; Lamiales; Phrymaceae. The record is from RefSeq and is a predicted model, not a curated record. Gene Ontology annotation, cellular component: nucleus.
GGGGAAAAAAAAAAUAAAUGUCGCAGAAGCGGCAACAACCGGAGGAGGGCACCUCUUUCGACGAGCGCCGCCCCAGAAAAUCGCCGUCUUUCAGAAGUGUGGUGAGGGAUGUAAUUAACCUCUGCAAAUUACAAAAUCUCAUCGAGCCCGUUUUGGAGCCUCUCAUUCGUCGAGUUGUAAAAGAGGAAGUCGAUUCGGCAUUACGAAACUACGCAAUAAGUAUGAAACGGAAUUGCGGGAAAGAAAUACAACAAAACCCUCCUGAAUCACGGAGUUUACAGUUACGAUUUCUAAGCGCUAUAUGUCUUCCCGUAUUCACCGGAACACGUAUAGAAGGAGAAGGGUGCUCGAAUAUGGAAGUUGCUUUAUUCGAUAAUCUAAUCGGAGAAGUUAUUUCCGAUGGUAUUGGAUCCUCUGCGAAAGUUGAGAUUGUAGUUCUUGAAGGAGAUUUUAACGGCGACGAGAGAGAAAAUUGGACUUUUGACGAGUUUAGAAAUAAUACGGUGAGAGAGAGACAAGGCAAGAAAUCCCUUCUGAACGGGGACGUGAUUGUAAAUAUUAAAGAUGGCACUGGUUUUUUGGGCAAUGUUAUAUUUACGGACAAUUCGAGCUGGACAAGAAGCCGUAAAUUCAGGCUAGGUGCUCGAUUUAUGGAUAAUAUUGGUGAUGUUAGAGUAAGAGAGGCAAUUUCCGAACCCUUUGUUGUUAGAGAUCAUCGUGGAGAACUGUACAAGAAGCACCACCCUCCAUCACUUUCCGAUGAAGUAUGGCGGCUAGAAAAAAUCGGUAAAGAUGGGGCUUUUCACAAACGUUUGAGGAACGAAAGAGUCAACACCGUGCAAGACUUUUUGAUGUUGUUCUUCUUAGAUCCCACAAGGCUUCGUAAUAUUCUUGGAACAGGAAUGUCUGGUAAAAUGUGGGACAUCACAGUCGAGCAUGCUCGAACGUGUGUUCUUGACAAGAAAUUAUAUUUAUACGGUCCCUCUCAAAAAAAUGCCGUUGUUUUUAAUGUUGUUGGAGAAUUAAUGGGGAUUUUCUCGAGUGGCAAUUAUUUUCCCGUGGAUAACCUCUCCGAAGCAGAAAAGGCUAAUGCCUACGUGUCGAUUAUCUCUGCAUUUCAAGAUCGAAAAAAGAUCGUCCCUUUUGAAGACGAGUCCUCCUUAAUUACUCAAUCUUCUUCAAAUUUGCCGUCUGAGGAUUUAACUUCUCAAUCUUAUUUGCAACAAAGUCCCUUUUCACCGAACUACAUGCACUCGUCAUUUUCCAUCGGAGGAUUCGAUGAUUGCUUGUCAGGUGGCGAUCUCACGUGUGACGAGCCGCUGGUGUACAGUGGACCAGCUGCAGACAGUUUAAUCUGCGACAAUCUGAACGAGCAUUUGGAGUAUUUUGAGACGGAUUUUCCGAUACACGGUGCUGUAAAUUCUUUUACAGCGUGUUCUUCGAAUCCUACUAUAGGUAAAGCUCAAAGGGGUUGGAAUAUUUUAGUGAGUGUAUUAAGAUGGUGGUUUACGAUUAAGAGAAUUAGGGCUCGAAAAAAUACGGGUUAGUGCAAUUCACUUCGUAAAGAAAUCGAAUGUCGCUGUCUGAAUCGUGAUCCCUAUGCAGUUAAAAUCGAAAGAAGAUUUUGAAGUUUGUUUUA